Molecule: messenger RNA, 937 nt
Organism: Cylicocyclus nassatus
Lineage: Eukaryota; Metazoa; Nematoda; Chromadorea; Rhabditida; Strongylidae
Source: the annotation of a GenBank genome assembly
AGUGCUCGCCGCCUGUUGUCGCCCUUUUUCACAAUUGUAGCGGGCACGAAAUUCUAAUCAUUGAUAACGGAGUUGCCGGUCAGCAUUACCUUUAUCAGCAAUGACGAAGAAUAGUGUCCUGCUCAACCGCUAACCAGCCUCUUCACUAAUUGUUCCCUAGCUGCUUGCCCGCUACAAUGGCUGAAGAAGAGCAUACCAGACUUGGAAUGUCUGGUUCGACUGAUGAGCGAAAAAUGGCAGCUCGUGUGCUCAGUCGACUUACGCCCAAAAAUACAGCUCUAUUCGUGUGCGAUUUGCAGGAGAAAUUCAGCAGGAGCAUUCAAUACUUCCCUGAGAUUAUCACAACAUCGAAGCGUUUGGUAGAUGGUGCUAAAAUUCUUAACAUCCCGAUAUUUGUGACUGAGCAGUACCCGAAAGGGCUUGGUCAUACCGUGCCUGAGUUGGGGCUUCAGGAUGUCAAGAAGCACGAGAAAACUAGGUUCUCGAUGUGUCUUCCUGAUAUUACUUCUGCCCUGGACAGGGACAAUAUUGUACUGGUUGGGAUUGAAGCACACGUUUGCGUUCUCCAUACUGCUCUAGAUUUGCUGGAGAAAGGAAAAAAUGUCCAUGUUGUCGUGGAUGGCGUGAGUUCGCGAUCGCUCACUGACAGAAAAUAUGCAUUCAAACAAAUGGACAGAGCUGGAGCAGUGCUGACCACAUCUGAAUGCGUUCUGCUUGGACUUGUUCAAGAUGCUUCCCACCCCAAGUUCAAGGAUGUACAGAAACUGAUUCUAGAAUUGGCUCCAGACACUGGCUUGCUUUCGAAAAUGUAGGGAGAAAGUCGCUUCGUUUAGGGAGAAUUUGUAGUCUGGUAUAGUCUGUGGUAUGGUCAUUUCCGGUGUUGUGCAGUUUGACUGAAUGAUUCACGAGUAUUUAUGAUUCUUCAUUAAGAACAAAU